Exophiala aquamarina CBS 119918 is the source of this 1020-nucleotide messenger RNA. RefSeq lists its product as uncharacterized. Gene Ontology annotation, biological process: protein import into peroxisome matrix. The coding region runs from base 1 to 1020 and encodes 339 amino acids. Gene Ontology annotation, molecular function: protein binding. Lineage: Eukaryota; Fungi; Ascomycota; Eurotiomycetes; Chaetothyriales; Herpotrichiellaceae. The record is from RefSeq and is a predicted model, not a curated record. The transcript has 2 exons. Gene Ontology annotation, cellular component: cytosol; peroxisomal matrix.
AUGCUAGAAUACCGCACCCAGGGCUUCCAAGGCUAUGCUGUGAAAUACUCUCCCUUCUUCGACAACCGAAUAGCUGUCGCUGCCUCAGCAAAUUAUGGUCUGGUAGGAAAUGGACGGCUCUAUAUACUGGAAUUGACUCCCCAUGGUAUCCAGCCGUUGAAGAGCUAUCCAACCCAGGAUGCGCUUUACGAUGUCACUCACUCUGAAGCGCAUUCGUUCCACGUAUUGACUUCCUCUGGGGACGGAUCUCUCCGUCUCUACGACACCUCAUUAGCCCCCGACUUUCCCAUAGCAACAUUUCAAGAGCAUUCAAGAGAGGCAUUCUCUUGUAGUUGGAACCUGACUUCGAAAGCAACUUUCGCAUCUUCAUCGUGGGAUGGAUCUGUCAAGAUAUGGAACCCUGAGCGACAGCAGAGUCUGUUGACAUUACCAACGCACUCUUGUACAUAUUCAGUACAGUGGAAUCCUCAUACCGACGGCAUGCUGAGCGCAGUAUGUUCAGACAGUCACCUCCGGGUGUGGGAUUUGCGAACACCAGCCAGCGCCAGUAACCAUCUUACCCUUCAAAUUCCGAUUCACUCACCUCCAAUUUCCGUCGGUCUGGGGAAACCUCAACCCACCUUUCCACCCGCCGAAGCACUUUGUCAUGACUGGAACAAAUACCGGGGCACCGUGGUGGCGACGGGAGGAGUUGAUAGGAUCAUUCGAACAUUUGAUAUUCGACAACCCAAGGGCCCACUUCAACUGUUACAAGGUCACGGAUAUGCCGUACGGAAAGUUGCAUGGAGUCCACACCUUCCAGACCUACUGUUAAGUGCCAGUUAUGACAUGACAUGUCGAGUGUGGACAGACGGAGGUGACGGCCAACAGCAAGCCCGAGAAUUGGGUAGCAUGGGUCGUCAUACUGAGUUUGCGACAGGUGUUGACUGGUGUUUAUUUGGAAGUGAAGGGUGGGCUGCCAGUUGUGGGUGGGAUGAACGACUUUGUGUAUGGGAUGUUCGAUCCUUCAUGCAUCCAUAG